AUGGGCGUGGGGCGUCAGUACUUCGGCCUUCGGGGCACGAAGCUGAACAUUGCCAUUGGCAUCAUUGCCGGCUUGGAUUUCUUAGGUGUCAUGGGCGGGCUCUUGACUCUCCCUUCUUUCGAAAAGGUCUUCCCUGAAAUCGCUACUAGCAAAGAAGCAGUUGUGGGCUUGACCCAGGCUGAAAAGAACCACCGAUCUACCAUUCAGGGUAUCUCGGUUGCAUCGUAUAAUCUCGGGUGUUUUGUUGGCGCGAUCGCUUGUAUCUGGGUCGGUGACAGGCUUGGACGUCGAAAGACCAUCUGGCUAGGUGCAGCUGUCAUGGUCGUUGGUGCUGCUCUCCAAGCCUCUGCCUUUGGUCUCCCACACUUCAUCGUCGGUCGCCUUGUAACUGGCUUCGGUAAUGGCUUGAACACAUCAACCGUACCAACAUGGCAGUCUGAAUGUUCGAAAUCUCACAGAAGAGGGCAGCUCGUCAUGGUCGAAGGUGCUCUGAUUACCGGAGGUAUCUGUAUCAGUUACUGGCUGGACUUUGGCUUCUCCUUCCUCGAGCCCAGCUCAGUCACAUGGCGGUUCCCAAUUGCCUUCCAGAUCGUCUUUGCUCUCAUCAUCAUGCUCGUAGUUAUGGGCCUUCCAGAGUCUCCCCGGUGGCUCGUCCUUAAGGGCCAGGAAGACGAAGCUAUGAAUGUUUUGGCUGCACUUAGCGAUCUGGACAGGGAGGAUCGAUUUGUCCAUGCGGAGUUCAGUGCAAUCAAGGAUACCGUCAUUGAGAUGCAGAAGGGCGGUUUCAGGGACCUUUUCACCAUGGACAAGGACCGUCACUUGCAUCGUGUCAUUCUCGCAUACGUCAACCAGAUGUUCCAGCAGAUUUCUGGCAUCAACCUCAUCACAUACUAUGCCGCCACCAUCUACGAAGGAAGCAUUGGUCUUAGCCCGUUCCUCUCGCGAGUCCUUGCAGCUUGCAAUGGUACUGAAUAUUUCAUUGCAUCCUGGAUUGCCGUAUUUGUCGUUGAAAAAAUUGGCCGCCGUAUUCUCAUGUUGUUCGGUGCUGUGGGCAUGUCCCUCUCCAUGGCUGUCCUCGCCAUUGCCACUAGUUUCAAAGGCCAGACAGAAGCUGGUAUCGUCGCAGCUGUCUUCCUCUUCGUUUUCAACACCUUCUUCGCCAUCGGCUGGCUUGGUAUGACUUGGUUGUACCCUGCAGAAAUUGUCCCUCUGCGAAUCCGUGCUCCAGCCAAUGCCCUGGCUACCUCAGGAAACUGGAUCUUCAACUUCAUGGUUGUCAUGAUCACCCCUGUUUCUUUCUCUUCGAUCGAAUACAAGACAUACAUCAUCUUUGCGGUCAUAAACGCCUUCAUUGUUCCAGUAGUAUAUUUCUUCUACCCAGAGACAGCCUACCGCUCCCUUGAAGAAAUGGACUCUAUCUUCAGAAAGACCAAGUCCAUCUUCACCGUGGUAAAAAUAGCUCACGAAACUCCACGACGAUACGGCAAGAAUGGUGAAGUCCUCAUCGAUUAUGAUGAGACAGAUGAGCACAGAGCCCGUGCUGGCAUCACCCAGGAGGAGACCACAACAUCAUUCCCCGAGAAAAGUCAUGCAAACCCAGACCAUGACGCUGAAACUGGCAACUCGAAUAGCCCGAGUAACCAGAGCACAGCAUAA
This is a messenger RNA of Nannizzia gypsea CBS 118893, 1656 nucleotides long. RefSeq names its product sugar transporter STL1. NCBI's taxonomy places the organism in Eukaryota, Fungi, Ascomycota, Eurotiomycetes, Onygenales, Arthrodermataceae. Gene Ontology annotation, biological process: transmembrane transport; carbohydrate transport. The transcript has 5 exons. Gene Ontology annotation, molecular function: carbohydrate:proton symporter activity. Bases 1 to 1656 code for a protein of 551 amino acids. Gene Ontology annotation, cellular component: membrane. The record is from RefSeq and is a predicted model, not a curated record.